AUGGAUCUUAUUGUAUACUGCCUCGUUUGCGUUGACUAUGUCAAGGAAAAAAAAUGUGAUAUCAUUAAUGUAGAAUGGCCACAUCUACAAAAACGAUCAAUUGAUAAUGGAGUUUUGUUUUCACUGACUAUUUUCGGUAAACGAAUAGAUUUAAAUCUGAUACCAUCAAAAAAUUCAUUAGUGAGAUCUAACACUCCAGUUUACUUUUUGGAUACUGAGUAUGAUUUUUUGCGUCUUAAAGUCAAAACACAUGAGUUUAUUAAAGAACAUUGGCAAUUAUAUGAAGAUAUAAACGCCCUAACGUCGAUAUACGUCAAGACUUAUUCUGAUGGAUCAAAAAAAAUAGAAUUCGGUUACUUAGGAAAUGAACAUUUAACGAUUGAGUCGUUGCGACACAAUUUUGAUGACUCUAAUAAAAACUAUUAUUUGGCUCGAAGUUCUGACGAAACCAACGAAACUAUUAAGAUGUUCGAUAAAAAUUCAUCUCACGAAUAUGAACAUAAAAAUCUUCAAUCGAUUCCUGAUAAAGUAUAUCCAGAAUUAUUAUUAAUAAUCGAUUAUGGAGUAUACAUUAAAUACCAUGAAAAACAACAAUUAUUUCCUUAUUUAUCAACAUUUUGGAGUAUUGUUAAUAUGAUAUACCGACCAUUAAAAAAUCCAGAGUUUAAAAUAAGUUUCGCUGGUAUUAUGAUAGCUCAAGAUUCAAAAGUUAUUCAUCGUAUGAACAAAGAUAACUAUCAAUCCCAAGAAACAUCUAGGCUUAAUUACGAAAAAGUAUCUCUCAAUGUUUCUGAGUACUUGUAUAGUAAACAAAUAAUUAUUCCAAAAGAGAGUUUUGAUGUAUUUAUUAUAAUAACAACCAAAAAGUAUUCGGGAGAUAAUGAGGACUCUAUAACUUUGGGUUUAGCUGUAAAUGGAGGAGCGUGUAAAGAAAAUACGAAGAAGAAACAAUUAGAUCGAUCUAUAAUAUUCUGUGAAGGAAGUCAUAUCAAUGACAUAAAUAUAGCCACUCAUGAACUAGCUCACUCAUUCGGUGUCCAACAUGAUAAGGACAUAAGUAAUCAUUGUGUGAUUCAUAAUUCAGUUUUGUCGACAAAUUCAAAAAAACUCAAUAGAAAUUGGUCCAACUGUUCGACCAACACUUUAACACAAAAUUUAAGGAAUUCUAAAUUUUCAUGUCUAUACAAUAAACCAGAUGAUCGGAAAUCGUCACUCAAUUAUGAAUCAUUUGAUAAUGAUACUGACAACUCAAAUGGAAAAUGGUUAGAAUUUUAUAUGACAAUAAAUGAUGGAGAGAGAGCAUUUAUAAAUCGAAAUGAAUUUGUGCGUAAUUCGAUAAUUGAAGUAUCUUAUGCAAAUACAAAAACAAUAGUCAAACAAAUUGAUGUAUCCCACGAGAAUUCAUUUUCUGGAGCUAAAAGAAUAUACCCUGACUAUCGUCUUCAAAAAAUGGAGCUUGAUGAUAGGAAAAUAAUCAUUGAUCUCAGGAUUGUUAACCCAACUAAGAGUAUUAAUAUAUAUCAUAAAGAAGAAUAUAUAUUUGCUUAUCAAGACAAAGAACCCGUUAUGAUUUUAAAUGGUCAAAUAUUACCUCACUAUCAUACUUUGCCUCCUUUGUAUAUUGCAGCAGGAGAAGAUGAUGAAUUAAUUUUUAAGAUCAAUGAUUUUGAUGUUAAUCGAUUAGUUGCAGUUUAUUGGGAAAAUAAUACAUUAAUCGUUACUCAACUUAUUACAGAGGAUGAUGAUAUAAAUCAAAACAGACAUGAUUUAAUUGAUCUUAAUCUGAAAAGUGCUGUUUCUGAUAGUAUGAAAAGAAAAAUGUGGAAGAGUUUCUAUUUAUUGUACAAGUGUAAUAAAGACCGCAUUGAACGUCCACUUGAGCGCAAAAAGGAAAAAGUGAAAACUGUUCCUGAAAGUCACGCAAGUUUUUGGGAUUUGGUUCUGAGUGAUUUAAAAUGA
This is a messenger RNA of Microplitis mediator, 1959 nucleotides long. Its product is annotated as venom metalloproteinase 3-like. The record is from RefSeq and is a predicted model, not a curated record. NCBI's taxonomy places the organism in Eukaryota, Metazoa, Arthropoda, Insecta, Hymenoptera, Braconidae. The transcript is spliced from 10 exons. Gene Ontology annotation, biological process: proteolysis. Gene Ontology annotation, molecular function: metalloendopeptidase activity. The coding region runs from base 1 to 1959 and encodes 652 amino acids.